Molecule: messenger RNA, 3341 nt
Organism: Candoia aspera
Lineage: Eukaryota; Metazoa; Chordata; Lepidosauria; Squamata; Candoiidae
Gene: FAM219A
Product: family with sequence similarity 219 member A
Exons: 6
Coding region: 173-727 (184 amino acids)
Source: RefSeq, a predicted model, not a curated record
AGUCACGGCGGCCGGCUCUGGCGGCGGCGCGGAGGGAUGAGGCAGGCGCGGGCGGCGGGCGAGCCCCGGCCCCAGUGAGGCGGCGGCGGCCUCCCCCCGGUCCUCCUGCUCUCGCUCCUCCUGCUGUCCCCCCCGGCCCGGCCCGGGGCCCGGCUCCGCGCCCGCCGGCACCAUGAUGGAGGAGAUCGACCGCUUCCAGGUGCCCGCCGUGCGCGCCGAGAUGCAGCCGCUGGAUCCAGCAGCAGCCUCCAUCUCUGACAGAGACUGUGACACGAGAGAGGGCGAGACAGUAGCCAUGAAUUACAAACCGUCCCCUCUACAAGUGAAACUAGAGAAACAGCGAGAGCUGGCUCGGAAGGGGUCUUUGAAAAAUGGCACCAUGGGCAGCCCAGUUAACCAGCAGCCCAAGAAGAGCAACGUCAUGGCGCGAACAAGGCUGGUUGUUCCUAAUAAAGGCUAUUCCUCAUUAGAUCAAAGUCCCGAUGAAAAGCCAUUGGUGGCGCUGGACACAGACAGUGAUGACGACUUUGACAUGUCCAGAUACUCCUCCUCGGGAUAUUCUUCAGCUGAGAUCAACCAGGACUUGAACAUCCAACUCCUCAAGGACGGAUAUCGGUUGGACGAGAUCCCAGACGACGAGGACCUCGAUCUAAUCCCGCCGAAGUCCGUCAACCCCACUUGCAUGUGCUGUCAAGCCACCUCUUCCACCGCCUGCCACAUCCAGUAACGGAGAAGCCUGGCGACACGAGGGUGACCAGUGCUUUCCAUUAUAACUGUAAAACUUAACAGCCAUUGCUUCCUCCUAUGGUAGGACGUGCACCUCUUUGUGUUCAUAGAGUCAGGAGAAACCAAAAAAAAAAGUCAUUUUAAGAUCCGCUUCUCUUUUUUAUUUUAAAACUACAGUAAAUGAGCUGUGAGAUGCUACCUGCAGACCCUUGGCCAGAAAAGCCCAUUGCCCUCUUUGGAGCUGGGGGCUGGUUUCAAGAUUCAUGGAUAGGAUUCAGGGGAUGGAUGGAUUGGCUGGGAAUGCUGUAGGUGUCUCUGUCUGACAGAUUUUGCCCCAGGUGCAGGAGUCUGAAUGGCGGGUGAAAGCAAUCUUUGACCAGAAAUUAAUGGAAUUUUAUUUUAUGAGCGGGAGGAGUUGAACAGGGAGAGGACGAGAGUAAGAAUGAAAUACAGGAGUUUUGCUAAAGAGGAAUUGGCCGGGAUGGAUUCAUACCAGAUGUUUGUUACUGGGGACUUGCAGUACAACGGUGGUGGCAAUUAACAAAUGCUUCCUAAAGUGUGAAAAAAUGUAGCGUAUAACCAGAGCCCACCUCUUCCCAGAGUCCUGUGGUUUUAGCUACUCAUUGAAAGCAAGCCCUAACAUAUUCUGCCAACGUUGAGGAGCAGCAUUUGUCACAGCAGAAAUAUUGGUUUCCUAAAGCUUGAAGAGCAAAAGAGAAGUUCUGCAUUUGGCUAAUGCCUUCUCCUGCAUUUGCAAAUUAACAGCUCCGUUAGCUCCUGAGAGCUGAGGGUCAACCUGCCACCCUGAGCAGAUCUUGUGUAGUGCUCAGUGGGUGCAAGAGCAGGACUGUGGCUGCGUACAGAUGCUCCUGAUGAGUUCGUAAUGCUGCACCCAUUUAUCCCAAGACCCAGGUGGCCAGGCCCAGCACCUGCCUCCCUGCUGGCCAGAACAGGAACCUUCUGGGGCCAGAAAAGGGGCAGGAUGGGCCUGCCAUCACAUAAAAGGGACCCUUUGGCACAACACCUCUCCUGUUGUCUGUUGCCAAUUAGCGUGCUACUGUCAUUUUCAGACUGGUGCCCCGUUCAGUCAUCCCCAUUGCUUGUAAAUAUGGUGCUUCUGCGGCAUUUGUAAAAACUACAGGCCAUCGGUGGUAAAGGAGCUAGAAAAGAAAAGAAAAAUAAAUAACCAGAGUUGAUUAUUAUUCUGCUUUGCUAAACUCAGACCGUGCCAAGCUUUGCAACAUAACAGGCAAAUAUUUAAAUAUAUAUAGGCACAAAAACAAUUUGACUGAGCAGUUGUCCCUAUCUAGGCCAAGUUUCCUGCCCUCCUUGAAGGACUCCUGUUCCAAGCUGGGCUUAUGAUUUGUCCCCGUCUCAUAAACCGUCCCCUUAUGAGCCCAAAGUUCAGAUUGCUGUCUCCUCCUGACAGAGCAUUAUGUAUGUGGAUACUACAUAUGCCAUUGUGGUUAGCAGGUCCACCUUCUGUCAGUGGAUAAAAUGGUCCUGCUUGGAUGAGGAUUUCUUUCAUGGUCCUCUUGGGGAGGAGUGAAGAUGCAAAAGAAAACAAGGUAUUUUGGAAAUAAGAAACAGGAGGAACAUUGCAGCUGUUGAGCUGGUAUUUGAGGUUAAGGACCAGCACGGAAGAGCUGCACGGGAUGAGCAGAACCAUAGCAAAGGCUGACCCUUUAACUGAAUAAACUCUGACCCCCACGUAAAAUUAUCUUAUUAGUAACGACUCUAGGCCUGGAAAAGUUCGCUUAAAAAAAAGACAUUCUUAACCCCUUUCAAAAGCUUCUACCUAGAGAUUAACUCAACCGUAUUUGAUUUUCACACAUUGUUCUUUCAAAUUGAUAACAGUAACUUUAAAAAAAAACUUUUGCACUGCUUAAUGGGAUUAUGGUCCCCUACCUUUGUGUUUGUAGCCAAAUGCUUUGUAUUUUUUUUCCUCCACCAGACUUUUGGAUUGCAAAAGGACUGUGCUUUGAAGUUAACUUUGCUCAUAUUUGUGCACUGAAGAGAUUGGUAAAUACCAUGGCCCACCCCCCUUCUUUUGACCUGUGAGUGGCUUAAAUGGGCAUGUGCUUUCCAAAAACACUGGUGAAAAUAUAAAUUUCUUCUUUCAAACUUCACAAAGGUCCUUGAGGAGGACACUAUUUUAGUAAGGGCAGUAGAGUGGCAUAAAAUGAAAAAAAACCCAACAUCCUUUUUGGCUUCUCCUUGCUUUUAAACUUUGUGUUUCCAUGUUUUCUAAGAAAGAGAUAUAUAAGAAGAGGCAAAUGAGCAAUGUAUUCUUGCCAUCAGAAUUAGCAGAAGCCCAUGUGGCUGUAGAGAUGGUUCCCAUGUCACACUGCCAUUGCUUGGGGUUAUUUCACACAUGAUAGAAGCAAACCUGGAUUUUGCCCCAGUGUCCAGGCAUGGCUCCUGAUAAGAAUCCUUGAGGGUCCGUGUGCUUGUAGGCAUCUGUAACUCUGUUUGCACUCCCACUUCCUCUUAGAUGUGCCCCUGAAAGCUCUUAAGGGCCUGCAAUGGGUCAAGUUGUUUUAUGGAGAGCUUGGCACUUCCUUAAGGAGUUUUUGACUGUGACUGGCAGGUCAUCAUAGGGAAUGGUUCAGAAG